GGCCGGGGGCCGGCGGACUCGACGGCUACAGUCAGACUGGGAGGAGUGAAGCAGCCGGAGAGGUGAAUUUGGACUGGAAGUCGCUCGGCAGCUGUUGGCUUCACAAAGGAUCGGACUUUGGCCACAGAGCAGUUUCGGCGACAUGGAUAACAUGAAGAGGAACGUGGUGGUGACAGGUUUCGAGCCUUUUGGAGAGCACACUGUCAACGCCAGCUGGGUGGCUGUUCAGGAGUUGAAGAAGCUUGGCCUGGGUAACGACGUGGACCUGCAUGUACUCGAGGUCCCUGUGGAGUACCAGGCAGUCCAGCGCAUCAUCCCCACCUUGUGGAAGCGCUACAAACCGCAGCUGGUGGUCCACGUCGGCCUCUCUGGAAUGGCGACAACGGUGACGCUGGAGAAGUGUGGGCACAACGAGGGCUACAAAGGCUUGGACAACUGUGGCUUCUGUCCCGAUGGUCACUGCUGUGUCGAUGGGGGUCCGCACUGCAUCGACUCGGUCAUCGACAUGGACUCGGUGUGCAAGAGGAUGGCAGCCUCUGGCCUGGGCGUAGCCGUCUCCGUGUCUAAGGAUGCUGGCAGGUACCUGUGCGACUUCACCUACUACACCUCGCUCUACCUGAGCCACGGCCGCUCGGCCUUCAUCCACGUGCCCCCGCUGGGCAAGCCCUACAGUGGCGAGGAGCUGGGCCGCGCCCUACAGGCCAUCCUUCAGGAGAUGCUGGACAUCCUGGCCAGAGCAGAGGAGGAAAUCCAGUGCCAGCAGCGAGACUGAGGCGGACCCCAGAGGGACCCCCCGCCCCGACACAGUGCACUUAGAGAAUCAUAACUAAAUCCAGAGCCUGUACUGCCACUGACCUCCAGGGGGCACUCGCCCGUGCCCUCCCACAUUCCCGGUGAUGAUUGGACGGCGCAGGAGCGGCCUGGGCGGGCUUUGGACUUGGCCGCUUCCCCGUCCCCUCCCGUCUGUUUUGUCUUUGAUCGUUUCCUGGAAUAUCUGAGAUGCCAGCGGGGCGGCCGGACUGGAGCCCGUCGGCACUGGCAGCGGCGCCCAGGCCGGCUCCCUCACUCGUUCCUUUUGUGGCCUCGUGGCGUCUCUGUCGAGUUUGGACCCCACGAGGGCGCCACUGUCCCCUCUCCUGUCCUCGCUGACUCCACAUUCCUGCACUUGUGGCCAUUACUGUGAAUGCUUACCGGGUUGUGGGGUGUGCCCAGUGCCCGAGGUGGCCGGUAGCCCAGCUUGUACCUCCUACUGACCACCGCCCUGGCGGACCCCCUGUCCCCGUGCCACUCUCCUUACUUUCUCUAUGACUUUAGUCAGCAGGUGGGACGCAGGGGGCGCGUGGAGACUUCUGAGCCAUGUGUGCCCUGGCACCAGGUGGCGUUUCCCCGCUUUUCUGCUGUGCCUUUGGGUGUCGCCGAGGGCGGGCGGCACACACUCAGUUACCUCAUCGCCUUGUCCUUUGGAUGGCGCCGUCGCGUCUGUGGAGCUACCUCUCGUGCCGUCCCUCUCGCCGCCGUUCUGCCCUCCUGUCCUGCUCUCUGGUGUCGGCCGUUCGGUGUCUUUGUAACUUUGUAAAUGAUUUAAAAGAGCAAAAUAAAUUUUAAUGAAAAUUGAAAA
Messenger RNA from Erpetoichthys calabaricus (reedfish), 1618 nucleotides. RefSeq names its product pyroglutamyl-peptidase I (gene pgpep1). Bases 143 to 772 code for a protein of 209 amino acids. The record is from RefSeq and is a predicted model, not a curated record. NCBI's taxonomy places the organism in Eukaryota, Metazoa, Chordata, Cladistia, Polypteriformes, Polypteridae. Gene Ontology annotation, cellular component: cytosol. The transcript is spliced from 5 exons. Gene Ontology annotation, molecular function: pyroglutamyl-peptidase activity. Gene Ontology annotation, biological process: proteolysis.